Molecule: messenger RNA, 1062 nt
Organism: Trypanosoma grayi
Lineage: Eukaryota; Euglenozoa; Kinetoplastea; Trypanosomatida; Trypanosomatidae
Exons: 1
Coding region: 1-1062 (353 amino acids)
Biological process (GO): microtubule-based process
Cellular component (GO): nucleus; cytoplasm
Source: RefSeq, a predicted model, not a curated record
AUGUGGCGAACGGUCGAGACAAAACAACAGCCGUCCAGACGGCGCAGGGAGUCGACCGCUGUGACAAGGCGGAAUCCGGCGGCUGUCGCAUCAUCGCGGACACCACCUGCUUCCACGCAGACGGUCGCGGCGCUGGUGCGAAGUCUCCGUCGGGCCUCACAGUCGUUGCGUGCGAGUGCGUUUGUGCGUCGAGACGUGCUGUUGCCUGUGCGACAGUACCUGAGCGCGCACGCAAAAGAUAGUCUCACGGGUGUUCAUCUCGUCGCCCUGGGCAUCGGCCCCUUUUCUCGGGAGGAAUCACGCUCUGGGUUCCUGCAGAUGGCCCUUCUGCUGGCUGUGCGAAGUGAGUGCGAGAGUAUCCUGCGGAGGCCUGCAGCAUCGCUCGCAGCUUCUGCUGCGUCGACGGGCAUCGCGGACGUUGAUGCCGAAGCGGGGACAACCGAUUUAUCGCAAAACGCUCCACCGGCCCUCACAACAACCUUUUUUGACCCUGUCACAAACGAACUGCAUGCGCGUUGCUGUGAGCAGUUGGGUGUUAGAAUGGAGGAACAGAACCGCUAUGGUGCAUACACACCUGCUGGCCCGCAUGCAGUCCUUAUUGCAUACCUUCCACACUCUCCAUGGGCGCUGCUCCGAAAUCUCUUUGUUUCAAACGCCAUGCCGGGUGCGGACUCGGCAAGUGAGAAUCAGCUGCAGCGUCUGCGAUGCACGCUGGUGAUUGGGAACGAUGUCCGUGAGAAGCUGACGCCGUCCAGCGACAUUAUGGCGAUUUUGACGCCAUAUUUGCACUUCCACGAGGUGAAGGCAUUGAGUGGAAAUAAUGAUGCUUAUAAUGGUGUUGCUGCUCAUGGUGAUUGUAACGAUGAUGAUUAUGAUGGUAUGGAGGAUGCAGAUGACCACCUCCCCAGUGGGCCAAGGGGAGUCAACCGGCACGAUAUUUUGCGUGCUUUCUCUGACACAGCAGUUAUGUACCUAAAUACAGAACGCGAGGCGGAACUGUCAGAUGCGUUGCGACGGGUUCGACUUCCACGUCUCACACGAGGGGGACCGGACAUUUGGUAA